Messenger RNA from Struthio camelus australis, 6336 nucleotides. Lineage: Eukaryota; Metazoa; Chordata; Aves; Struthioniformes; Struthionidae. The record is from RefSeq and is a predicted model, not a curated record.
CCAGCAUGUCUAAGCCUGCAGCUCUCACCCAUGUGCUGCACGCUCAGGGUGCUGUUUCCUACCUGCUGCUGUGGCAUGGCCCUUGCUGUGGCUCAGAUGCACUUGGCGCUGUGCAGAGCAGGGCUGGCUGCAGGCCCCUACCCCACAGACCUUCAAGACAGGCAGUGCUGGGAUCCCUGGUCCUAUGGGACCCCUGGGCUCCUGGAUUCACCUUCAUUUAAGCUCUUUCAUCUGUUUCAGAGCCAUAGAUCCUCCUGCCUGGCACAGAGCCAGUGCCCGGCAACAGAUAAAAGGCAGUGAGUGUGGAAAUGGCUGCAUCUGAGGCUGCUGGCAGGGAAAUGGAGGUCUUGUGCUCGGAGCUGCUCCUGCCCACGCCAGGAGCCUCAGGAGCCGUGGGAAGCCCAGGUGCUGCCAGCGCUGGCCUAACUGGGACACCUCCACUGACUAUGAGCCAGAGGUUGCUGCUGGCUGAGGCCUCGAUGCCUGGAGAAGGGGCUCAUGCAGAAGAAAGCAGUAUGGAAAUAUUCAUUGAGGCUGUGGCUGGCAAUGUGACACUGAGCAAUGCGGCCAAUGCCACAGAGGUGCUGGUCAAAGUGAUGGAGCUGUAUUUCUGCGAGAGGUGCGACCAGAGCUUCUCAGAGCCCUCCCUGCUGUCCCAGCACCAAUGCCUGCUGCUAGCACCCGCAGGACAACUGGAGCUUGCUGGGGUGCUUUCGGCACCCACCAGUGAGGAGCAGAGCAAGGCAAGGAGCUCGGAGCCACCAGGAGCAGGUGGGCAGGAGGGCUCUGCCCCCGAGCACCUGCUGUGCCCCAUCUGCCAGGAAGCGUUUGCACAGCCUGGUGAACUCAAGGAGCAUUUCAAGACCCACCGCAACCCACAGGGAGCCCUGCCCUGCCCUGAGAAGGGCUGCCACUUCACCACGGAGGACCGCAAGCAACUGCGCAGCCACCUGAGUCGUGUGCACGGGGCCUCCCCUGUGUCCUGCACCUACCGCACCUGCCACCUGCUCUUCCCGAGCCGCCUGGCCAUGGAGCAGCACCAUCGUACCCACCUCCCCUUCCACUGCAGCCGCUGCGACUUCGUCACUGCUAACGCCAAGCUCUUCUGGCAGCACAGGAAGGGCCAUGCCGCGGAGCCCCCUGCUGAGACGCAGGUGACAGAAAGCACCUGCAGCUUGGCUGCCCCAGCCAGGACCAGUCUCGAGCAGCCCUGCAUCCUGCUGUCGGCAGAAGAAGGGCAAGAAGAGGCAGGGAGUCGCCACCCUGGCUGGGAAGCAGCCGCAGAAGUAGCCAGGCCAGCAGAACGUGUUGUCACCAGGGAGGGCUCCUUGGAGGAGCAGAAGAUAUCAACUGGAGAAGAGGACUCGGAGAGCGGUGGGGAUGAGUCGCUGGAGGAGGAUGGAGAGAGCCCCUAUGAGGGUGAGACCAAAGAGGAUGGGAAGGAGGCUCCUGAGAAAGCCAAGGUGCCCCGGGCACAGCACUUCAAAGGGGACAUUGUAGAGGGCUCAGAAUACCUCUAUAAAACCCACAUGUGCCCUGAGUGCAAGCGGUGCUUCAAGAAGCGGACGCACCUGGUGGAACACCUCCACCUGCACUUCCCCGACCCCAGCCUGCAGUGCCCGAACUGCCACAAGUACUUCACCAGCAAAAGCAAGCUGAAAAUCCACAUGAUGCGGGAGACAGGCGAGAAGGCCCACCGCUGCCCGCUCUGCCACUACAGCUCAGUCGAGAAGAAUGCCCUCAACCGCCACAUGGCUAGCAUGCAUGAGGACAUCUCCAACUUCUACUCUGACGUCUACUCCUGCCCUGUCUGUGAGAAGAAGUUUCGGCUCAGCCAGGCCCUCAAAGAGCACUUGAAGACUCACAAAGCUGAGCCCAAGAGGCUGAGCUGCUUCCAGGGAGGCUGUGACUACUGUGCCGAAGACCGGAAAGAGUUUGUCCGUCACCUCAAGGAUGCUCACGGCAUCAAGGCGGUGGAGUGCAAGUACCACGCCUGCUCGCUGCUCUUCGGCACAGCUGAGGCCAUGGAAGCUCAUCGAAAAACCCACUACGCUUUCCACUGCCAGCAGUGUGACUUCAUCUGCUCCAACAAGCAUGUCUUCCGCAAGCACAAGAAGCAGGGGCACCCAGGCAGCGAGCAGCUCCAGUGCAGCUUUUGCCCCUUCGCCACCUUCAACCCUGUAGAGUUUCACGACCAUGUGGGCAAGAUGCAUGCCAAUGAAAAGAUCCACAAGUGCACUGAGUGCGCCUUUGCCACUGCGCACAAGAGGGUGCUCAUCCGGCAUAUGCUGCUGCACACAGGAGAGAAGCCCCACAAGUGUGAGCUGUGUGACUUCACGUGCCGGGAUGUGAGCUACCUGUCCAAGCACAUGCUGACCCACUCCAAUGACAAGAACUUCAUGUGCACUGAGUGCGGAUACAUCACCAAGUGGAAGCAUUACUUGAACGUCCACAUGCGCAAGCACACCGGAGAUCUCCGGUACCAAUGCAACCAGUGUUCAUACCGGUGCCACCGUGCCGACCAGCUGAGCAGCCACAAGCUGAGGCAUCAGGGCAAAAGCCUGAUCUGUGAGGUGUGUGGCUUCGCCUGCAAGCGCAAGUAUGAGCUGCAGAAGCACAUGCAGGCAAAGCACUCGCAGAACUACCAGGUGCCCAUCUUCCAGUGCCAGUACUGCACCUACCAGACGAAGUACAAGCAGGCGCUGCUGAACAACGAGAACUGCAAGAACACCAAGCAGAAGGAGUUUCGCUGCGCCCUCUGCUCAUACUGCACCUUCAGCAACACCAGCCUCUUCUUCCACAAGCGCAAGAUUCACGGUUACGUCCCUGGUGACAAGGACUGGCUGGAAAACUAUGCCAGCAAGGAGCUGGAGAUCAGCUCAUCCGAGGCACUCUUUGGCUGCGAGCUCAGUGUGGCCCUGCGUUCAGAUGCUGGCUCCCCCCUCUCUGCCAAAGAGCAGUGGGCAAAAGUAAGGCCACCCCAGCUAGAGUCCCAGGGGGAAGAGGGCCACCAGCAAGCAGUGGUGUUGCCCCUUCUUAGGCAGGAAGCUGCUGCGUCGGAGGAUAGCGCUGAGGUGGGAAGAGGUGUGGGUGAAGGGGAGCAGAGUUGUCCUGUUGCUGGUGAUGCCCUGGGAGAUUCCUGUGUGCAAGCUGACCCUGCUUCAGGCUCAGCUAAGCUUGCCACUUCCAGGGAUGUGGUCGAGAGCUGCACCUUGCACUUGGAGACCCUGCACGUCUCGUCCAACCCCGUGCUGGAGCAUUUGGCUGGAGAUGCCUGCUCAUCGCAGCCAGAGAGCGUGGAAAUGCUGGCUUGCAAGGAGCCUCCUGCAGCCUAUGAGGUGCUGGGCUCCCAGGAUGACCUUGGUUUGGAAGACAAUGACAAUGCACUCGAAGACAUCCCAGACUUUGAGGAGGACGAGGCAGAUACACACAGGGAUGGAGCAGUGAGGCUGGAGAGUGGUGUUGUGGCGGGAGACGGCCAGGGAAAAGAUGCCGUCGGGGAGAACGUGGGCAACUUCGAGGGGUCAUGCUCGGACCUCCACAAGCUGGUUGCAGACACUGAGAUGAGAGAGAAUGGCCAAGCUGAGCUGCCAGAGGCCUGGCUCAGUGUGGUGAAGACAGCUGAGCAGAGCCGCCCCCCCACCCUGGAGGAUGUGGCCACUUCUGGUGAUGAUGCAAAGGCUGGCUCAGAGUCAGUGCUAAAGGCGCUGCGGAAGCAGGACAAGGAGCAGGCGGAGACACUGGUGCUGGAGGGCAGGGUGCAGAUGCUGGUGGUGCAGUCAGAGAGCCAGAUCUUUAAGUGCGAGAAGUGCUCGUACAUCACGCGGAAGGAAAAGUCCAUGUCCCUACACUCCAAAGCCAGCUGUCAGAGCCGCCGGUCGCCACUCGUGUGCCCAGCUGUUCAGGAGCUGCCUGGGUUGUGCCAACCUGCCAGCCAGCCUGGUGACAAUGGUCCAGAAACAUCAGAGAGCGAUAGGGGAAGCUUGGAGGAGUCUGCGCAUCCAGAAACCCUGUGGGAAGUGGAACUGCUACCUGAUAAAACACAGGCAUCAGGCAGUCCCCUAGCCAAGAAACCGGCUUCAGGCAAUCCUGCCCCUGAGAAAUCCCUCCCAGAUGACAGUAUGGGCAUGGUGGAAGAGCCUUCACAGCAAGAGGACCCACCUGAGCCAGGUGGAGCUGCUUGUCCCUCCCAGCCUGGGAAAGCCUCUGAGAAAUACCGCCUGGAGGGAGGGAAGCUGCGCUGCAAUGCUUGCUCCUUCGUGUGCUCCCGUGUCUCCACUAUCACCUCCCACGUGGAGGAUGGGUGCCGGAGCCUGGAGCAGUUCUGGUGCUCCCUGUGCCCUGCGGCCUUCCGCUCUCGGCGGGCCCUGAAGAGCCACCACACUGAGAAGCACGUUGUGCAUCCUGAGGAGGAUAGAUGCCAGAGCACCAAGCCCCUUGAGGGGGGACCAGCUCGCGGUGAGACAGGCCAGCCCAGUGAGCCCCCGAUGGACGUAGCUCCCUUGAGAGCUACGUUUCCCAAGAGGAGGCGUUUCUCUUGCCCCACCUGCCCCUUCACCUGCCACCAGGAGCGGGCUAUGAAGACGCACAAGAAGAGGGGCUGCGUGACACUGGGCGAGUUUCGCUCUGCCUCCUGCCCCUUCACCUCCAAGGUGGCCAAGACCCUGCGGCUGCACCGCAAGCACUACAGCAAGCGGCCACAGCUGCAGUGCCGCCAGUGCGAGUUCACUUGCAAGCAGGCCCGGUGCCUGCGGCAGCAUGUCCGCAUCAAGCACGAGGGUGUGAAGCCGCACAAAUGUCAUUACUGUGAGUUCAGCACCACACGGCGGUACCGCCUGGAGGCCCAUCAGUCCCUGCACACCGGCGUGGGGCGCAUCGCCUGCGGCAUUUGCAGCCAGACCUUCGGCACCAACUCCAAGCUGCGCAUCCACCGCCUGCGGGUGCACGAGAAGACACCCACCCACUUCUGCCCGCUCUGCGACUACAGCAGCUACCUGCAGAACGACAUCACCCGCCACGUGAACAGCUGCCACUGUGGCGAGCUCAACUUCGGCUGCUCGCGCUGCGAGGCCCGCUUCAGCUCUGAGACGGCCCUCAAGCAGCACGUCUUGCGACGGCAUGAGGAGAAAGUGUCCUAUGGCUGCCCGCACUGCGGCUUUGUGUGCCACAGCGAGGCCACCCUCAAGUGCCACGUGCAGAAGCAGCACCCGCACCUGGAGUGCAGCACCUGCAAAGAGACCUUUGCCACCCGGGACGCUCUGGAGGAGCACAAGAAGCAGCAUUUCAGCCACCGCUGUGAGCUCUGCAGCUUUGCGGCCAAAGAACGGCAGCAGCUGGUGAGGCAUUACGUGGAGACCCACGAGCCCGCUGCUGCCCAGGAUAAACCCCUGCGAUGCCCCUUCUGUGACUUUGCCUGCUGCCACCAGCUCGUCUUUGACCAGCACAUGAAGGGCCAUGGGGGUACCCGCGUGUAUAAGUGCUCGGACUGUGAAUACACCACCAAGAACAGGCAGAAGAUCACAUGGCACAUCCGCAUCCACACUGGUGAGAAGCCCUACAAAUGCCACCUCUGUAAAUACGCCUGUGCUGACCCCUCACGUCUCAAGUACCACAUGCGGAUCCACAAGGAGGAACGGAAAUACCUGUGCCCGGACUGCGGCUACAAGUGCAAGUGGGUGAAUCAGCUCAAGUACCACAUGACGAAGCACACAGGCCUGAAGCCGUACCGCUGCGAUGAGUGUGAGUACCGCACAAACCGGGCGGAUGCGCUGCGGGUGCACAAGGAGACGCGGCACCGGGAGGCCCGAUCCUUCAUCUGCGAGCAGUGCGGCAAGGCCUUCAAGACCCGCUUCCUGCUCAAGACCCAUCUGAAGAAGCACAGCGAGGAGAAGCCAUACGUCUGCAAUGCCUGCGGGCGGGCUUUCCGCUGGGCAGCCGGCCUGCGCCACCAUUACCUCACCCACACCAACGAGCACCCUUUCUUCUGCCGCUACUGCCCCUACAAGGCCAAGCAGAAGUUCCAGGUCAUCAAACACAUCCAGCGGCACCACCCUGAGCACGGGUCUGAUGAUCUGAGCCAGGGGGUGGGCAAGGAUCCCAGCACGCCUACCGUCCACCUCCACGAUGUGCAGAUGGAGAACCAUGCCAAGGGGCCCCCCCGGCCAGAGCAGGAAGGGAGCUCCCCCAUAGCAAAGGAUGGUGCCCCGUAGUGAGGCAGAAGCCUUGGCCUGAGCCUGGCCCUGGCUGCUUCAAGACCCUGUGAAUGCAGGCCCUCUACAGUGAUGUAUGUGUGUGUAUAGGCAUAUAUGUAUAUGGGAUGUAAAAUAUGUGGCUGUA